AUUAAAGUUUCCUAGUCCAACUUCCGGAUUUGUCGUUUCCGGUCUAUCGAGUAGAGUUGGAUGUGAGGUAGUGUGAAAAAUGACUAUCGGAGGAAUACGUCCCCGCUGUUUCUUUGAUGUUACAAUUGGAGAUCAGUCAGCGGGGAGAAUUGUGUUUGAACUCUUCAAUGACGUGUGCCCUAAGACCUGUGAAAACUUCAGAGCUCUAUGCACAGGGGAAAGGGGCACUAGUGAGAAGACUGGACAGACUCUCCACUACAAGGGCGCCCCCUUUCACCGUGUGGUGAAGGACUUUAUGGUCCAGGGAGGCGAUUUUACUAAAGGUGAUGGUACAGGGGGUGAAUCUAUUUAUGGAGAUGUCUUCCAAGAUGAGAAUUUUAAAAUCAAACACGAUAAAGAAUUCCUCCUUUCCAUGGCUAAUCGUGGAAAGGACACAAAUGGAUCCCAAUUUUUCAUAACCACAAAGCCAGCACCACAUUUGGACAAUGUCCAUGUUGUGUUUGGCCAUGUACUGAGUGGACAAGAUAUUGUCAAGAAGAUUGAAAGUCUUCCCACAGAUGCCCGGAGCCGACCCAGUACCAUUGUAGCCAUCUCAAAUUGUGGUGAACUGGUCCUUCAAUACAAAAGAAAAGGAACCAAAAAAAAGAAUGUUCAAGCCUCCGCAUCGUCCUCCAGUUCGGAGUCCUCUAGUUCCGAGUCAGAGUCAUCAAGCUCCGAUUCUGAGCAAGAGAAAAAGAAGAAGAAAAAAAAGAAAAAGGAGAAGAAAAGUCGAUCAAAGAACAAGAAGAAGACAAAGGAGUCACGUGACGAGAGAGCAGCAUCUGAAGAAGGGGAAAUUGAAGAAGGAGAAAUAGAGCCUGAGAAAGAAAAACUUCUGACCGUAUUUGCUGACAUCCGACGAGAUGAAAUCCCUGAUGUGCCAUUUCAGAAGUUUUUGUACCGUGGCAAACCUGAUGAAGAUGCUAAUGCUGGUGGAGAUUCAAGGCCAACAAACCGUGACAGACAGCAGUCACCACGUGGGUAUGAGAAACGGCGCCCUCAGGAUGGCAGGCCCUACAGUUCAAGAGUGAAGUAUUCUUCAACUGGUCGUCGCAUCAAAGGCAGAGGAAGCAUUCGAUUUCGGUCCCGAAGUCGGUCACGCAGUGUUACACCUCCUCACUGGCGUCGUGAACUGAAUCGCAUCAUCAAACCCACCCAGCAGCCAAACCCACAGACAGAGGAUCGCUGGGUCAAAGGUGACCGUCUGCAGCAAAACGAACGUCCUGGGGCCAAAUCACGACUAGGAAUCCGUGUGGAGUCAGAACACAUGGAGGAACAGCAAUUUGAAAGAGGAAGAUCUGGCAACGAUGAAGACGAUGGAGAAGAAGAACAGACCAGAGGAGGGAAGAAGGAGAAAGAAAAGCAGAAGGAAAAGACCGAGAACAAGAAACACAAGAAGCACAAAAAGAGUGACAAACACAAGAAGAAGCAUAAAAAUGACAAAGAUGUUGGCACGGAUGAGGAGAAAAACAAGAAGCAGGAAAGGAGUAGAAGACAAAAGGAUGAGUCUGAUGAAGAGAAAGGGAAGCAGAAGACUAUGCAGGACCCGGCAGAAAUCAAUAGUGGUGCUGAGAGUGACAGCGAUGCAAAGAACAGAAAGAGUGAGCAAAGAAGAGUACAGAAACGUACAGAGAAAGAAGAAAAGUCACUUGGGAAGUUAGGUCAACAUGGUCGUUCAGGCAGUCGUGACAAGAGAGCUCAGCCAGAAACUCAAAAAAGGAUGAAAAGCUCUUCAAGAGACAGGCGAGAUAGUCGUAGAGAUUCUGAGAAAAAGAGUCACUCAAAGUCUCCUCCUGUAGAGAAAAAAGAUAAAAAAACACGUGGAAGAGACAGAAAAGAUUCUGACUCACAGGACAAACGAUCAGCAGACAGACGAAGAUCAAGGUCACGAGAAAAGCGAGUGGCUCAGCAGCGCUCAAGAUCAAAAGAAGGUGCUCAGCUUCGCAGGUCACGCUCAGCAGAUAAACGACAACCUUCUCAACGACAAAACUGGUCACCAGAAAAAAGGAGACCACUUCGCAGCCAUGAUGACCGCAACAGAUCCAAUUCAGGUGAUCGCAGGCAUUCCAAGUCACAUUCACCAAACCGAAGUCGUCGCUCAAGAUCCAAGGAAAGCGAAACAAAGCGUAGAUCAUUGCCAGAAAGACGAGUUGGUUAUGCAAACAGAUGGAGACGGGGUAGUCCAGGAUUCCGAAGAAGCCCAGCACGCAGGAGUGGUCCAAACAGGGGACGCUCUCCACCACGAGGAAGGAGGGGCAGGUCAUCAUCAAGUUCAUCAGAGUCAGAUUCAGAUGCUGAACGCAAGAGAUUGCGUGAACUGGAGGCUCGAAAAGCCAGGCUGUUGAGUCGGCCUGUCAUGCGUAAAUCUGAAAGCCCACCACCAACACAUUGGAAGCCUGGUCAGAAGCCACUGGCUGGUAAAUCGGCUUCUAACAGCACCUUAGAUGCACCAUCGCAUCUGGAAAGUGAGGCACCUGCUCAUGGCCAACAGCUGUUAAAAGAUCUGCCAUUGCCAGAAACCACAUCUCAGCAGCUAGCUUCCUCCAAAACAUCACAUGAGAAAUUGGAAACAUCGGAGAAACCAAAAAUUCUCUAUGAUUUAGAUGCUGAGGAGCCUAUGACUACAAUACCUGUCAAGGCACCACAGCCUACAAAUGAGAAGGCCAUGAGAUCUAGGUCGUCGUCCUCGUCCUCUGUCAGUUCUCGGUCUCGUUCAGGCUCCAGCAGCGAUUCACGGUCACCACCUAAAAAAAGGGCCUCAUCUGACAGUGAUGCGGACGCCAAGAAGGAGAAGAAAGUAGUGGAGGAACGACUUAAGUGGCAGCCUCCCCCAGAACCAGAAGAUUUGGACCAUGAAGACAUGGAUAUAUCACCAGUCCAGCAGGCAUUAGCUCUUGUGAAAGAGGUUGAGAGCCCAGCAGUUCGCAUGAAGACACCUCCAAUACCGCCUUUAGAAAAGGUAGCUGUUGUUGCUUCUGAGAUGGCCAGGAAGCGAGAGGAAAUGAGUCGCAAUAAUCCUUCAAGCAUACCUCUUCCUCCCUGCGACUCAAUGCUACCAGUUUCUGCCCCCUUACGGCCAGUCACCCCACCACUGCCCCCACCACCUCUCACUCCUCCACCUGCAUCGACCAUAAAGCCCAGAGGACGUGAUGAGUGCAGCAGUAGUGGUGGCUCCAGAAUGAGCACAGACUCUGAGUCAGACACUGGAGACAGGUCCAAGGGUCAAGAAACAGGUCUAACAAAACAGCCUCACAGUCCUGGCAAGGCCAGCGAGAAAAGCCCUGUUAGGGAUCCCAGUAAUAAGCAAAGAUCACACUCAUCAUCUGUGUCUUCUUCAGGCUCAUCUAGGUCUCCUUCCCCACAGAAGACGCAGCUGCCAGAAGACACGUCUGUGCAUCCACCAGCUCAAGGAGAAAAGCAGGUCACAGAGCAUGGUCCCAGAUCUCCUGAUAAAACUGCACCACCACCCAAGGCCCGUUCACGAUGGGAUGCCAAAGGCCCCAAACCAGUAGCAGAGUUGGCAAAAGAGGUUGUGGUCCCAGAGGAGCAAACAAGCCAGAAAGAUGCAGAGAAAAAGUUACCUAGUGCUGGCAGUCCCAAGCGACAAGCUAGAGACAGCAGCAGUUCUAGCAGCAGUAGCAGUAGCAGCAGCAGUGAAGGUGACAGUGAUAGUAGUUCAAGUCCAGCAAGCCGCUCUAGCAGUGCCAGCAGUAGAUCUGCAUCUGCUGCAAAAACUGAAGAAAAACAGAAGAAGACUGUUAUUGCUAAAGCUAAAUCCCCAGAGGUAGAGAAGAAAAGGGACACUCACAGCAGUCGGGUCAGAUCUUCUGCAUCAUCUCCACCACCCAGAAAGAAGAGUCCGGAAGAAGUCAGGUCUCGAGCCAAGGAUAGCGACAGGCCACGUUCAGACAAGGUGCGACCAAAAGAAGCUGAGAGAUCAAGAUCAAGGUCUUACAAAGGUAGAGGUUCAAGAUCGCCCAGAAGACCAAUUCGCUCCCCUAGAAGAUCAUCCGGUCGCAGAUCUCCACUUCGCUCUCCUAUCCGAAGAUCACCUAUUAGGUCUUUCAGACGGUCUCCAAGAAGAUCACCAAUAAGGUCAUACAGGCGAUCACCUAUCAGAAGAGUAUCCAGGUCCCCACGUCAAGGUAGGCGACGUUCCAGAUCCCCGCCUAGGAAAUCGCCAUCGCAGUCUUCACGGAGGAGAUCUCCAUCACCAUCUCCAGCCAUCUCUAAACGCAGGAGUCAAAGAUCACCCAGGCAUCGUCAUGUUGUGCCUCGCCGUUCACGCAGCAACAGUCGUGGUACUGGCACCAGACGUGGACGCAAGCGGUCUGCCUCAGUCAGUAGCAACAGCAGCAGCAAUGCAAGCCCCAGCAGAAAACGUUCAAAGCGUGCAUCAUCCUCUUCAUCAUCUUCAUCCUCGUCUUCAGAUUGAAGUUUCUCUUGCUGCUGUAUGCAAAUAAAGACCAGCCAUCAUACUUAGAGGGGGUGGGGUAUUUCUUUAGGGAAUGCUGGAAAUAAAGGGGAGCUUUCAUUUCUUGUUUGCCUUCAACAUCUACAGAGUAGCCAUUGUGAAGUGUUUGGAGUAUUUAUCGUAGGCCUUUUUAUCUAAGAGAAUGACUGGCAAUUUAAACGCUGUAGAUUUUUACACCCAUGUUUUGAGUUAAUAAGCUUUUACUUUAUCAGAACCACUCACGAGUUGAUAAUGAUUGAUUAUGCAUGGAGUAAUGUUAUAAAAUCUGUUUCUGACAGACCCUGGCAUUUUAGGGGUUUUUUUGUUUUGUUUUGAAGUACAGCAUCUGAUUGCACAUGUGCAUGCACACACACAGCCUUAAGUUUUGACAAGUAUUAGAUAUGCAUUUAUGUUUUAAAUCUUUACAUUGAAAAAUUUUAAAAUUGCUGAUGCUUGAACAGAAAAGGAGAUGGCAAGCCAUUUUGUUCUCUUAGUGUCAAGUGUCAGUUUCUGCACUUAAACAAUGGGUUUGGGCAUCUGCUACAGACUUGUACUGCAAGUAUGUUUAUUUGCUGGUCACCAAUGGCUUCAUAUCCUUAGUGAUUCUUGGCGAAAAGACUAAGUCAUGGGAGCAGUCUGUAACAUGCCCAUGCAGUUAACUUAUAAUUUUCAAGUGACCCAAGUGCAAAACCAAAGUCAUGGGUAGAAAUUAAUGAAAAAGGCAUAUAUUUAGGUUUCUUUCAUGUUGUUUUGAAAAGGUUAAACUUUUGACAAGAUCCUCUCAUAAAAAGCUCAGACUCGUCACUUUGUUUCAGAUUUAUUGUAUGGCAUCCUUUAAAAAAAAAUGCUAAUUUCAGUCGUGUUGGACGGUUAUUUGCUUCGGACACAGCGAGUAAAUCUGUGCAUAAGCAUAGUGAUACUGCUGAUAACUGACAUUCAAACCACACAGCAGUAUUGAUAUCAAUUUCUUUGGCUUAUGCACAUUUUUUUUAAAAAAGGCAAACAGUAAAUAUUUAUUACCAAUGUAUAGAUCAGUCGCAGACAAACAUUAGGGGGUAAAAGAAUUGUAUAUGUUAACUCUAAUUUGCUCUGUGGAAUAAAUCAUCUUCACAUUACGAGCAUCUUGCAUUUCUAAAUCUUUUUUUUUUUUUUUUUUUUUUUUUGCAAAAUCCCUGACUUUUUCUCUCUCUCAAACUCCUUAGUGUUCAGAGAAACAACUGGUACGAAGAAACCCACACAUCUCUGCACUCAGUCACAGGCACCAAACAAGGCACAGUUUCAGGCCAUCACUAGGCACAUACAUCACAAACUACUUCAUGUUAAACCAUUCAUUGCCUUGUAUACAUUUAUAUGUACCACCUUAAAGUUCUACUCAUGUCGCUCUGAAUGUAAAUCCUAUACGUUUCUAGUGAGGUUAUGCCAAAGUACAAUAUCCUGCAAAUGUUAGGGUUAAUGACCUGGCAUAUCUGUUCAAGGAUCAAUGCUCUGGCUUGAUGCCUGUAAAAUGUAGUAUCUGUUUCAGUAACAUUUAUCACUAAGGAGAACAUGUAAGCCCCCUUUAUUGAAAUCUAAUGAUUUGAAGUUGUAUCCAAAGGUUGGGUUUCAGUUUCAAAUAGAAUCUUCUAUUAAGUCCAUGACACAAAAGCCAUGGUGAAAAGCAAAUAUUGAAAAUAAAUGUACUUGCAGAUGUUCCUCUUUGUUCUUGCAGAAACCUAAGCUGUAACGUCAAGCAAGUGGUGGUGUAGUACAUUCACCUACGGUAUUUGAAGCUAUCUUUGUAUCUAUGGAAUGAAUGUUCCCGAUUGAAAAUACUAAAAUUGUUUAGAAAAAA
This is a messenger RNA of Pomacea canaliculata, 6323 nucleotides long. RefSeq names its product peptidyl-prolyl cis-trans isomerase 1-like. Gene Ontology annotation, molecular function: peptidyl-prolyl cis-trans isomerase activity. The record is from RefSeq and is a predicted model, not a curated record. The transcript is spliced from 20 exons. The coding region runs from base 80 to 4474 and encodes 1464 amino acids. Gene Ontology annotation, cellular component: intracellular membrane-bounded organelle. Gene Ontology annotation, biological process: protein peptidyl-prolyl isomerization; protein folding. Lineage: Eukaryota; Metazoa; Mollusca; Gastropoda; Architaenioglossa; Ampullariidae.